Messenger RNA from Suillus clintonianus, 1620 nucleotides. RefSeq names its product glycosyl hydrolases family 31-domain-containing protein. Gene Ontology annotation, molecular function: hydrolase activity, hydrolyzing O-glycosyl compounds; carbohydrate binding. The transcript has 15 exons. The record is from RefSeq and is a predicted model, not a curated record. The annotation marks the transcript as partial. Lineage: Eukaryota; Fungi; Basidiomycota; Agaricomycetes; Boletales; Suillaceae. Gene Ontology annotation, biological process: carbohydrate metabolic process.
AUGUUCUCCUUACUCUUGGGUGUCCUGUACGCCUCAGCGCCUACAGUCUGGGGAGAAGUUUCUCAGAGUGCCACGCUAGGAAACAAGUUCACUUCCGAUGGUACUGAAACACCUUAUUCGAUGAAUGUCACAUAUUGUCCAGGAUACACCCUGGGGUCUCUUCAAGAAUCUGACAUUGGUCUCACUGCUCGACUCACACUCACUGGACCAGCAUGUAAUGCUUUUGGACUGGAUAUCUCAGACCUCACCAUCGAAGUCACUUACCAGUCACAGUCCACUUUGCACGUUAAGAUUUAUGACACUGCUAACCAACAGUUCACAAUCCCCGAGUCGGUGAUUGAGCGACCUGCCGCGCCAACGACAUCCUACACUGGCAGCUCCGACCUUGUAUUCAACUACGAUGCAGAAACUUUCGCAUUUUGGAUCACGAGACGCUCUGACCCGGACGCAAUGCCAUUGUUUGACACGAGAAUUUUAUCGCUGCCAUCGACUCCCAUUCCGCCUUUCAAUGCAUCUGACCCAAGCACCGCAUUCGAUGGGUUUCCUCUUGUAUUCGAAGAUCAAUAUCUUCAGGUUGCUUCCGCUCUGCCGUAUGGCACCAACAUCUACGGUUUGGGCGAAGUUGUUGCCAGUAGUGGAUUUAGACGCGACAUUGGAACAGAUGGAGGCGUAGGCACUAUUCAAACACAUUGGAAUCUCGGAGUUCCAGAUCCCAUCGAUCAGAACUUGUAUGGCUGCCACCCGAUCUAUGUCGAACACAGGUACAAUGCGACUACCGGAAAGGCGUCUGCCUCUGGGGUUCUUUUGCUUAGUGCUGCGGGUUCAGAUAUUUUCCUGCAGACACCCACAAACUCCAAGGUGUCAUUAAUCGAGUACCGUAUAAUUGGCGGCAUCCUGGACUUUUACUUCUUCUCUGGUCCCUCGGAUGCAGAAGUCAUUGCCCAGUACGGUUCAGUCAUCGGGUAUCCUAUGUGGCAGCCGGCGUGGGGCUUCGGGUUCCACCUUUGCAGAUGGGGGUACCACAAUCUCAGUGAUGACAGAGAAAACGUCGCGCAGAUGCGCGCCGCGGGUAUCCCCCUGGAAGUUCAAUGGAAUGAUAUUGACUUGUACCAUGCUUACCGUGACUUCACUACUGACCCAGUGAGUUUCCCUGGGGACGAAGUUCGUGGGUUCAUCCAAGAGUUGGUCGCGAACCAUCAGCAUUAUAUCCCUAUCGUUGACGCAGCUAUCGCUGUCACAAGGAAUUCAACUGACGUCUAUGAUCCUUUCACGCGGGGCGUUGAAGAGGAUGUGUGGAUCAAGAAUCCAGACGGGUCGCUAUACAUCGCCGAAGUCUGGCCUGGGUAUACUGUUUUUCCGGACUGGUUCAGCGAAAACAUGUUCUCUGUAUGGACUGACAGUCUCAAAAAUUGGACAGACAUGGGUGUGGAAUUCUCUGGUAUUUGGCUCGACAUGAAUGAACCAAGAGCAUUCUGCAGCUACUCUUGUGGGACCGGCGCGAACUUCUCUUCCGUUGGUCCCCUGACCGAUGUCAGCUCGGUGGUUACCGGAUACCCCGAAUGUUACAACGAUACACUCUGGGGACCUAGUGGGAACAUGACGAUUAACGGAACCUCGACA